Messenger RNA from Rhodamnia argentea, 810 nucleotides. RefSeq names its product F-box/kelch-repeat protein At3g23880-like. The record is from RefSeq and is a predicted model, not a curated record. The transcript has a single exon. Gene Ontology annotation, molecular function: protein binding. Bases 1 to 810 code for a protein of 269 amino acids. Lineage: Eukaryota; Viridiplantae; Streptophyta; Magnoliopsida; Myrtales; Myrtaceae.
AUGGAUUAUACGGCGGUGAACGGCCUCAAGCAGACGGUGGCUCCACUCUUGAUGAAAAUGGAUGGACUUCCUCUAGCCAUCCUCUCCGACAUCCUCUCUAGGGUCUCGAUCCAGUCGCUACUACGGUUCCGAUGCGUCUGCAAGUGCUGGCAAGAAGCCAUAGAAGCCAUAGAUAAUUCCUACUUUCGCAACUCAUUGCACUGCUCGAAAGAAAGAAUGCUUCUAUACCAUGAUUAUAGAAAAGAGGAGAUCUAUCCCCUCAGGAUACAAGAGGAAGCGCCGAUGAAGAUGAUCCAGAUAGCGAAAUUCCCGGGACUGCAGAGACUAUAUGCUCCAAGGUGCCUGCAAUGGCUUCCUCUUUUAGGGCACUUGAUCGAUGUCAAGAAUAAUCCUGUGCUCCUGGUUAAUCCUCUUACUAAAGAGAUCCUGAGAUUGCCAAGAGCACCCGAUCUUCGACCAGAUAUGUCGGUUUACGGGUUCGGCUUUGAUUGCUCUGCCAACACUUACAAGAUGGUACAAAUGGAUGCAACUCGUACCCGCAUGAUGAUGAGGGCUCGAGUCUACGAUUUCGAGAAGCGAUUGUGGAGGACCUGCAAAGCCCCGCCGCCUUCUCAGUUGCCUUGUCGUAAAUUCUUCUUUGCUUCUGGAGCUUUGAACUGGUUCCUCAACAUGGGGGUGAUGCUCUCUUUCGACCUAACCAACGAGGAGUUCAGCUCGAUCCAGUUUUCGGUGCCGACUCGUCGAGCUGGGAGGAUCGCCGGGGCUGUUCCGUUAUUCCUACAUGGACCUCAUCGAGGUGUGGGUGCUUGA